AUGGAGGAGCCUGGGGCAGUUGCAAGCGCAAGGCUGAGAGGAGAUAAAACAUAUUAUUAUUUGCAGGAGGAAGAAAAUUCUCGAUCAAAAGCCCCACCCGAGCUUAGGGUUGCUUGGCGUGACCUGCCGUUCAGGGUUGAAGUGGGAGUGGGGUUCUUCAGCACAACAACGACCAAUGAAUGGAUUGUCUUUCAUUGUUUGCAUUCCUCAAUCAAUAACAACAGCAUCCAUCAAAGAAUGUCGCUGCUUCGUAGACCUCAGCCAUUAAACCUCCUGUUUUCAGGAAGUCGCUGGGUGUCAGUACCACCAUUCCCGCGAUUCAUUAGACAUCAGGCUUUCGACGCAUCUUUUGACGAAGAGCAGCUUAGUGAAGCCCGGAGAUGGCACCAGUCAUUCAAGAUUGACAGUCUUCCAGAAGGCAACACAUCGUUUGCCCGCUCAUCCGGUCCUGGCGGCCAACACGUGAAUAAGACGGAAACAAAAGCAACAACCACAUGGCCUGUUCCACAGCUACUAUCCAGACUCCCCAAACUGCUACAUGCUGGUGUUAGGGAAUCCAAAUACUUUUCCAAGCGGAGUGACUCUCUGGUUUUCCAGGCCCAGACCCAGAGAAGCCGCACUGCCAACUCGGAAGAAAACCGACAGAAGCUGUUUGACGAGCUCCAGCAGCUGUAUGAAGCCACCGUGCCAAACGCAACACGGCCAGAAAAAGCUGCCAAAUAUGAAGCACUGAAGAAGAGCGCCACAGAGACCAGGAUAAAAACCAAAAAGCACCAUUCUUCCAAAAAGGCCUACCGGAAGGGGGUUUCAGAAUGA
Podospora anserina S mat+ is the source of this 816-nucleotide messenger RNA. RefSeq lists its product as uncharacterized. The record is from RefSeq and is a predicted model, not a curated record. Gene Ontology annotation, biological process: mitochondrial translational termination. Bases 1 to 816 code for a protein of 271 amino acids. Gene Ontology annotation, molecular function: translation release factor activity. The transcript is spliced from 3 exons. NCBI's taxonomy places the organism in Eukaryota, Fungi, Ascomycota, Sordariomycetes, Sordariales, Podosporaceae. Gene Ontology annotation, cellular component: mitochondrial large ribosomal subunit.